AUGGAGCAACAGCAAAGCAUCAAUGUUGUAGAAGACAUCAUGGACAUGGCAAGCAGAAGAAAAGCCUGUUGGCGAGAAUCAGACUGCAAGAGCUGUCUCAAGAGCAAGCACAAUUGUGGAUGGUGUCCAAGUUCCUCAACCUGCGUCCCCGUGUCAGGAACCCUGCUGUCCCCAAUCUCGCACCCUGUUUGUCCUUUGGCUUCUGAACGCUACGAACUACGUACCGCAACAUUGGGGUGUAAUUGCAGUACUUAUACUCUACUCAGCAUCAUCAUUACUGUAUUUGCUACCAUCGGAGCACUGAUUUUGUUGUCGGGGAUUCUGUGGUUGCUCAAGUGGUGGGGUAGGUUGAUGAGGUCGGGUGGUUGGGAGAUUGUGGUUGAAGAGGAUGGGAGGGUGAGGGAGGGGACUUGGAGGAGAGGGGCGUUGUGGCCUAGGUGGAUGGUUGCGAGGAGGUGA
This is a messenger RNA of Aureobasidium namibiae CBS 147.97, 459 nucleotides long. RefSeq lists its product as uncharacterized. Bases 1 to 459 code for a protein of 152 amino acids. The transcript has 2 exons. NCBI's taxonomy places the organism in Eukaryota, Fungi, Ascomycota, Dothideomycetes, Dothideales, Saccotheciaceae. The record is from RefSeq and is a predicted model, not a curated record.